AUGGGAAUUGUGAAGGAAUUGUUCAGUUGGUCGCAGGCUGUGAUGAGCAUGUUAUUAGUGCAAAUUUUUGCAACUGGGAUGCAGAUUCUAUCAAGGAUCAUACUAGUUGAAGGCACUUUCAUUUUUGCACUAAUUGCCUAUCGUCAUGUUGUUGCUGCUGUUUGUGUUGCCCCUUUUGCUUUCUAUUUUGAAAGAGGCAUCACGAAGAAGUUGGGGUGGUCGAUUUGGUUUUGGCUCUUCCUUAAUGCCUUAGUGGGAAUAACACUGGCUAUGGGACUGUUCUAUUAUGGUCUGCGAGACACCUCAGCUACUUACUCUGUCAACUUUCUCAACUUGGUUCCAAUUUUCACCUUCACUAUCUCUGUUAUAUGCAGAAUGGAGAGGCUGUGUCUGCAAAGAUGGUCGAGUAAAGUGAAGACUGUGGGGGCAAUUUUGUGUGUUGGUGGAGCAUUAACAACUAGUAUAUACAAGGGAAAGGAAUUCCAUGUUGUUCAAAGUAAUCAUCACACUCACAGUACUAUUGAGGCAUCCAAAACCAACAUGCUUCGUGGCACUCUCUUUUUGGUUGGUAGCUGCUUGUCAUACACAGCUUGGUUCAUUGUGCAAGUUAAGUUGCUUAAAGUAUUUCCAUUGAAGUAUUGGGGAACAAUGCUUACCUGCAUUAUAGCAUCAAUUCAAGCAACCAUAGUAGGGAUAUGCUUAGAUUGCAGAAAAGUUACUUGGAGUUUGAAGUGGAAUCUACAACUUAUCACAAUAAUAUAUUCGGGAGCACUGGCUACAGCUGCUACGUUUUGCUUAAUAUAUAGAGUAAUUGCAAUCAAAGGACCUACUUAUCCCGCAAUGUUCAAUCCACUGGCUCUUAUUUUUGUGGCCAUAUCAGAAGCUAUCUUACUGGGUGAACCAAUCAGACUUGGCAUUUUGCUAGGCAUGGUCUUGAUCCUAAUUGGAUUGUACUCCUUUUUGUGGGGUAAAAGGAAGGAGACACAAUGCUUGCCUCAACCAAAUAUAGAAGCCGGACAAGUAUCAACAAGCAUGGUUGUUGCUGAGUCUGCUGGAGUGCACGCAACAGCAUUAGUAGUACCAAGUUCUUCACCUAAUGUUGAAAAGACUGACAGAAAUUGA
This is a messenger RNA of Gastrolobium bilobum, 1122 nucleotides long. RefSeq names its product WAT1-related protein At5g07050-like. The coding region runs from base 1 to 1122 and encodes 373 amino acids. The transcript is spliced from 7 exons. Lineage: Eukaryota; Viridiplantae; Streptophyta; Magnoliopsida; Fabales; Fabaceae. Gene Ontology annotation, cellular component: plasma membrane. The record is from RefSeq and is a predicted model, not a curated record. Gene Ontology annotation, molecular function: transmembrane transporter activity.